AUGGAUUCUUGGUCAAAUCCUACAGCAUUAACAAAUAUUAAUGGAUUUGCUUCAAAUAUUUUAAAUUUUUCAGAUCCAUUAUUAAAUCAAAUUAUAACAUCAAAAAAGGCAUUACAAUUAUUAGAAUCAAAUUUAAUAUCAACUUUAGAGAAAGAUGAGAAUAAUACAAAAGAUUUAAAAGAUAAAUCAAUUAUUGAAUUAUUAUUAAGUUCAUGUGAUGGAGAUAUUGUUACUUUAGAAAACUUAUUAAAAUCAAAUCCAGAAUUUGUUAAUACAUUAUUUCCAACUAAUGAAGCUGGUGUAACUGCAUUAAUUUAUGCAAUUUGUUUUAAUAAUAAUGAUAUUGUGAAUUCUUUAUUAGAAAAUCAUAAUGCAGAUCCUGAUCUUGCUGAUACAGUUAUAAAUCAUACUCCAAUUAUGUGGGCUGUUUAUUUAAAUCAAUUGGAUACUAUAAAAGUACUACUUAAUUUUCAAGCUGAUCCUUACUAUUCUCCAAAAGAUGAUGGUAAAAAUGCUAUAACAUUAUUAAAUCCUGAAAAUAAUGAAAUUUUCGACUAUUUUAAAUCUCACAAUUUAUUAAAAAAUGCAACAAAUGGAGAUGAACAAGAAAUUUUUACGACAAAUACUUUUUCACCAACAGAAUUUGAAGAUGAUUUAUCAAAUAAAUUAAAAUUGCAAACUAUAUCUGGUAAAAUUGAUGAAUCAGAAGAAGUUGAACAUGUUUAUGAAAAUGAUGAUGAAUAUAUUUUAGCUCAAGAUCCAAUUUUACCAAGACUACCUGAUUUUGAAUAUGAAAAAUUAUUACCUGAACAAUAUAUUAAAUUUACUGAUAGUGAUAUUCCUUCAUUAAUUGAUUAUAUUUUUAAUUUGAGGUCGGAUACUACUUAUCAACAUAAUACAAGACUACCUGCUGCUAUUGUAUUUCAAUUAAUAAGAUAUGCACAUUUAAAAGUUGAUUCAAAUGAAUUGACUGAUUUUUUAUUUGAUUGUUUUACUGCACGUUUAAGGACUGUAACGAAUACGAAAUCUGGAGCAUUCAAUAUGGCAUUGCAAGAAGAAAAUGCAAAAGGGGCAGGAGAUAUUGUAUUAUUAAGUUAUUGGUUGUCAUCAUUACAAUUUCUUCAUUUUUAUUUUUGUAAAAAUAAAAUAUAUUCAACAUUUCCAAGAUUUUUACAAGAGAUUAUAAAUUUAGUACAAUCAUUAAUUGCAACUUUAUCAUUUUCAAUAAAUUCUAGAUUAAAUUUAUUAGUGAAUGAUUGUAUUUUAAAUUUUACAAGUUUGAUUGAUGUUUCAAAUACUUUAUAUGCAAAAGACUGGAACCUUUUCAAAAAAAACAAAAAGCAUCCAAAUAAUUAUGAUGAUAUAUUGAAUACUCUAUAUCCACCAACACAAGAUGAAAUGAUGAAACCGUCACCUUUAAGAUACAUACAAGUCUUAGGUGCAUUAGAUUAUGUAUUAAAGAUGCACAAUGUUGACAAUUUAUUCAGAGUACAAACUUUUUCAUUAGUGUUCUAUUACAUUGAUUGUAUUAUUUUUAACAACAUCAUUAGUCAGAGUAAAUAUUGUACCAGAUCAAAAGCAAUUCAAAUUAGAUUAAAUUUAUCAGCAAUCGAAGAUUGGUUACGUUCGCAUAAUUUGAAAUUCCAAAAACCUGAAAAAAUCGGUGGUUUAAAUCAAUUAACAAAUAUAACCUUGAACAAUUUAUUAAGUGAUGACAAAUCAUUACUGAAGAAAGACCCAAAAAAUAUAAACUUUUAUUAUGAUUCACUUUAUCAUGUUUGUAAGAAUCAACUUCAACCAAUUAUAGAAUUGCUACAAUGGCUACAGUGUAUGUCAUCUUUAAAAGAUGAAGAAAGUUUAAUUAAUACAAUAAAUCAAUUUGAUUAUCUUAAUUAUUAUCAAUUGUACAAAGUUGCAAAUAAACUAUAUAAAUAUGAAGUUGAUGAACCAAGAUUAUCUAAAAAACUUGUCAACUUUCUAAAGUCAUUAAUGAAUGAACAAGGAGAGCAACAAAUCAGUAAAAAUUUCCAACAUUAUAUGACUCAAUCAACCUUCCUAUCAAAAGAAGUUUACGUGUAUUUAAAUCCAAAUUAUAUAUUCGAAAUUACUUUACCAAAUUUAUCGGAAUUGAUUAAUAGUUAUGGUUCAGGAAUUGGUGGAGUUAGAAUAUUAAGAAGUAAAAAAUAUCAACCUUCUUUACCAAUUAGUAUAGUUGAUGAUAUUGAUGAAAUUUUAACGGAAAAUAAAAAUAUGGUACUCAAUGAUACUUAUGAUUAUGAAGAAGAAGAAGUAGAUGAAGAAGAUGACGAAGACGAAGAGAAAGAUAAUAAUGAAGAUCAAAUAGAAACUGUCAAACAAGUGAAAGAUGAAAAGUUUAAAGGCGAUGAAUUGUUCAAAAGUGUUCAAAUGCCAAGUUCACUUUUACAUAAAAAUUGGGGUGAUAACGAAUUUGAGUCUAAUCCAUGGUAA
This is a messenger RNA of Lodderomyces jiufengensis, 2469 nucleotides long. RefSeq lists its product as uncharacterized. The record is from RefSeq and is a predicted model, not a curated record. The coding region runs from base 1 to 2469 and encodes 822 amino acids. NCBI's taxonomy places the organism in Eukaryota, Fungi, Ascomycota, Pichiomycetes, Serinales, Debaryomycetaceae. Gene Ontology annotation, molecular function: GTPase binding. The transcript has a single exon.